Populus trichocarpa (black cottonwood) is the source of this 3050-nucleotide messenger RNA. Its product is annotated as rop guanine nucleotide exchange factor 14. NCBI's taxonomy places the organism in Eukaryota, Viridiplantae, Streptophyta, Magnoliopsida, Malpighiales, Salicaceae. The record is from RefSeq and is a predicted model, not a curated record. Bases 1249 to 2895 code for a protein of 548 amino acids. Gene Ontology annotation, molecular function: guanyl-nucleotide exchange factor activity. The transcript has 8 exons.
UUAAAAAUUUGAUUAUCCUUGAUUUGUGCACUUUUUUUUUUGUCAUUUAAAUCAUGUUGAACUUUAAGAUUAAUUAGCUUCCACUUUUGUUUGUUAUGCACGUUUGUGACAUUACCCACCACACGGAGAGAAAUACUUGAAAACAAAAUAAUAUCAAUCAAGAGGGCAUAGACAUGGACCAGACUUGAAGAACAUGGUUCACGUUUUAGCUUAAUGAACCAGUCAAUGAGGCUGUUUAUUUUGUUUCCUUUCUAUGGUUAUAUUUUUGGGUUUUGGUUUUGGGUCUUUAUUGUUGUCGAUGAUGGUUGGUAUAAAAUUUAAAAUAAAGAGAUAGGGUUUUUAUCAGAAAUGAAGGGGUCCCAUAAAGGUAGCAGACCCCACCAGUCCUUUAAAGCUUGAUAGAUCGAUCGAUGGCUUUCUACAUGCAUCAAUGGUGUUUCUAUUUAAUUUUGAGCAGAACAUUUAUGAUGCCUGUAGAAGAGAAGUGAUGCUCUUGUCCAUAGGUUAGAAGCAGAUAACACGGUAUACACGUUUCAAAAAUUGAUUUUUUCGACCAUUACUAUUACAUUCUACCGUUGGAUUUUCCUUUUUCUGUUUUAAUUUCACUAGAAAAAGAAACAUAAUCUGUGGCUAAAGAGUGGAUUUCUUGGUAUGAAGUGGGACCUAUUUAAUGGUCCAUAUCAUGUGCAAAACCACAUGGGGGAUUUUAUCUCAUAAUUUGAACUUUUAGGGUUUGUGUUCUUAACCUUUCUUGGGAUGUCAGAUGGUUUAGGAAUAUUGGUUUUAAAGUGUACAAUAAUCAUAGAUAUUGUAAAAAGAAGUGGGAAGAUGAGAUAUCACUCCAUGCCGCUAUGGGACUGGGCUCUAACCAAAUGUGCUGCUGCUUAUUAUUACGAGUAUUACUGCUUUGAUUGAUACAAAUUGUGGACCCUUAAUAGGAUACUCGUUUAUGUGAUUAGAACUGCCAUCCCCACCGAAGGAGACAAUGAAGCAACUUGGUGGGGGACACGCCAAUGUCCUUGUCUACUAGUCUACAUCACUUUCUUGAAAAAAUUGGUUUAAUUUCUACUUGGAUCUGCAUCCACAUGGGAAUCCUCCUCCUCCUCCUCCUCCACCUCUUCUUCUUCUCUUUUCCCUUGGUUUUUGAAUAUUUGUACAUGUAUGUGUCUUAUGGUACAUGAUAUGUUUUUGGAUCUCCUGUGAACCCGGUCCACCAAUCCUCCAUAUUUUGGUCUGCACUAUGACAGAAUGGCAUGCACAAGAGGGAUAAUGACAUAUAAUGGCCUUGAGAGUUGCAUUAUAAACAACCAGUCUUAUGAAAACGAAAGCGGGACAAGUAGAGGAGAGGGUUGCGUAAGUGACUCCUUCGAUGAUGAUGGUUGUUCAAGCUGUUCUUCCAGCAAAGAUGCUUUUGGAUCAUUUUCAUCUAAAUGGUUGACAAUGAAGAAGGAUGAACAUGGUUUGAAUGAUUGGGAGCUUGCUCGAAGCCCUCAACAUUUUUAUGAUAAAGAGAAACCGUGUUACUCCAUUCAAUAUUCAGAUGUGGAGACAAUGAAAGAAAAAUUUGCAAAACUGUUACUAGGUGAAGAUAUCACAGGAGGGCAAAGUGGCCUCAGCACAGCAUUGGCAUUAUCUAAUGCUAUAACAAAUCUUGCAGCCACAGUUUUCGGGGAGCUAUGGAAAUUGGAGCCAUUGCCUGAAGAAAGAAAGACCAAAUGGCAAAGAGAAAUGGACUGGUUGCUUUCUCCUACAAACUACAUGGUUGAGUUAGUUCCUGCUAAGCAAAAUUGUGCCAAUGGUCGGAUGCUAGAGAUAAUGACACCAAAAGCCCGUGCAGACAUCCAUGUGAAUCUUCCAGCACUUCAGAAGUUGGACUCUAUGCUUAUUGACACACUAGAUGCAAUGGUGAAUACUGAGUUUUGGUACUCAGAAGUAGGCAGCCGGGCAGAAGGAAGAACCAAGAGUGCAAAGCAGAGCAAGAGGUGGUGGCUCCCAUUGCCACAAGUACCAACAACUGGGCUUUCUGACUCAGGAAGAAAGAAAUUACUCAAUCAGAGUAAGGUGGUGUAUCAAGUAUUCAAGGCUGCCAAAUCUGUCAAUGAAACUGUUUUGCUUGAAAUGCCUGUGCCGACUAUUAUCAAGGAUGCACUACCAAAGUCUGGAAAGGCAAACCUUGGUGAGGAACUGUACAAGGUGUUGACUGCAGAUUCAAACACAGCUGAGGAAAUGCUCAAUUCUCUUGAUUUAAAAUCAGAACACAGUGCUCUUGAGGCUGUUAACAAGUUAGAAGCUGCCAUAUUUGCAUGGAAAGAGAGGGUUACUGCACAAGUCAGUGGUAGAUCUCCAGUUCGAACAUCAUGGUCCUUUGUUAAGGACCCAGUGUCAGAGUUUGACAAGAUGGAGUCACUGUUGGACAGUGCGGAAUCCCUUCUACAGCUGCUAAAGAGCAGAUAUCCAAACCUUCCUCAAACAUUUCUUGAUUCUACAAAAGUCCAAUAUGGCAAGGACGUGGGACAUGCAAUCUUGGAAGCAUAUUCACGGGUUCUUGGAAACGUGGCAUUCAGCAUUCUGUCUAGGAUAGCAGACGUUAUGCAAGAAGAUUCAUUGACCAAUCCCAGUUCUCCUGCGGCCACAUGUUGCUUUCCAGGAAUAAAUUCAUCAGGGUAUGUGGAGACUCCAGUUCAUGUGCUACAUGUCCGACACUCACUCAUCAUCGAUGAGAUGAAUAACGUGGAUGGAAAGUAUCGCGAAUCCAAUGCCAGUCAUAUUUCUGAUCAGGAACUCUCAUACAGCGAAGCCAGAACAAGCUCGGCAAUUGCAACACCAAGUCGAAGUCGAGUAUGGUGCAUUGGUGGAGAUGCUUGUAGAAGUCUGUCCCCUACAAAUUCUCCAUAAAAAGAAAGAAGCUGUGGUAUUUAAAUGCAGGCUAUUGUAAAUGGUGUUGCUUGCUGUAAUGUUCACUGAGAUAGUAUGAGAGAUGCUUGGUUCUGCCUGAUGUAUUAAAAUCAUUUAGUAUAUGAAGGAAAUCAAUCAAAUAUUGGUUUGGCUAA